Molecule: messenger RNA, 1235 nt
Organism: Heteronotia binoei (common prickly gecko)
Lineage: Eukaryota; Metazoa; Chordata; Lepidosauria; Squamata; Gekkonidae
Product: gastrula zinc finger protein XlCGF17.1-like
Exons: 1
Coding region: 17-889 (290 amino acids)
Biological process (GO): regulation of transcription by RNA polymerase II
Cellular component (GO): nucleus
Molecular function (GO): DNA-binding transcription factor activity, RNA polymerase II-specific; RNA polymerase II cis-regulatory region sequence-specific DNA binding
Source: RefSeq, a predicted model, not a curated record
CUGCUCAGAGGCUGGAAUGGUGUCCUCUAGUGGAAGAAAGCAUAAUCUACACUUCCCAAAGCCUAGUAUAAUGAAUGGACAUAUAUGCUUUCAUUGUGGGCAGUACUUCAGAUAUAGAUCACAUCUAAUUGUGCACCAAAAGGACCACAGAGGGGAGAAGCACAUUGAAUGCUCAGAGUGUGGGAAGAGAUUCAGUUCCAAUGGCCAUCUUAAAGAGCAUAAACGAACCCACACAGGGGAGAGACCUUUUGAAUGCUCAGAGUGUGGGAAGAGAUUCCGUCGGAGUGACGUUCUUCAAGACCAUCAGCGAACCCACACAGGGGAGAAGCCCUUUGAAUGCUCAGAGUGUGGGAAGAGAUUCAGACACAGUAGCACUCUGCAACGUCAUCAACUAACCCACUCAGGAGAGAAGCCCUUUGAAUGCUCAGAGUGUGGGAAGAGAUUCCGUUCCAGUACCAAUCUUAAAGACCAUCAACGAACCCACACAGGGGAGAAGCCUUUUGAAUGCUCAGAGUGUGGAAAGAGAUUCAGUCGAAGUAGCCAUCUUCAGAACCAUCGAGUAACCCACUCAGGGGAGAAGCCCUUUGAAUGCUCAGAAUGUGGGAAGAAAUUCGGUCAGAGUGGCCAUUUUAAAGAGCAUCUACGAACCCACACAGGGGAGAAGCCUUUCGAAUGCUCACAGUGUGGGAAGAGAUUCCGUCGGAGUGAUGGUCUUCAAGAGCAUCAACGAACCCACACAGGGGAGAAGCGCUUGGGAUGCUCAGAGUGUAAGAAGAGAUUCAGUCUCAGGCAGUUUUCAGCAGCAACAACAGACUCACACAGGGAUUCUUCAGUCCCAGGGGCAGUUUUCAACAGCAUCAACAGACCCACACGGGGAGAAGUCCUUUGAAUGCUCAGUGAGUGGGAAGAGAUUCAGUCAGAGUUGCAUUCUUCAACAGCAUCCACAAACCCACAUGGGAAGAAGCCCUUUGAAGCCUUUUAAAUGCUCCUUUUGUGGGAGGACAUUCAGUCAGAGAAUCCACUUACAACAGCAUGUAAGGACCCAUACAAGGGAGAACCCCUUUGAAUGCUUGGAGUAUAGGAAGAGAUUCAGUCAGAGUGGCCAUCUUCACCAGUAUCAACAAACCCACACUGAGAACCCUUUUGACUGCAGUGGUGGCCAAACUUACCAUACUUAAUGUAAGAGCCACAUAGAAUAAAUGGCAGAUAUUUGAGAGCCUCGAGACAUGAACAAA